GUGGACUAUUUUCUUGUGGAAUCAUAUCUGCGAUGACGGAUUUCAGCAUUGCUCUAUACAAUAUAUCAUUGGGAAUACAUCUUUUAUAGCGGACCAAGGAUGACAAAGAGAAUAGGAUACCGAGACUGGAGAUGGCAGGCGCUUUGGUGGCAUCAUUUCUUUCUCUUGUGGAGUACAAUAGACGGACAGACUCGAUACAGCAUCCCAGAGGAACUAAAACAGGGAUCUGUGGUAGGAAAUCUUGCCAAGGAUUUGGGUUUGGGGGUAUCUGAGAUUUUUGACCGUAAGCUUCGUGUCGCCUCUGAGGCUGGUGAGCAGUAUUUCAGUGUGGAUGCGGGGAAGGGUGAGCUGGUGGUGAAUGACAGGAUAGACAGGGAAGCUUUAUGCGGACAAAGCACCAGCUGUUUGUUGCCUUUACAGGUUGUAAUUGAGGACCCAUUGCAACUUUUUCGUGUUGAGGUAGAAAUACAAGACAUUAACGAUAAUGCGCCCAAAUUCCCAUCAAAUGAUAUAACAUUGGAGAUUGCGGAAUCUAUGGGUUUAGGGGUUCGUUUUCCAUUAGAAAGCGCCAUCGAUCCAGAUGUUGGCAGUAAUUCACUAAAGUCAUACACUCUCAGUAAAGACGAAUGUUUUAAUAUUAGAAUUAAAGAAGUUGCAGGUGGAAGAAAAGUUCCUGAAUUGAUUUUAGCAAAACUUUUAGACAGAGAGAAAAAGUCUGUUCAUAAGCUUUUAUUGACAGCUCUAGAUGGAGGCAACCCAGCGAGAUCUGGGACCUCCCAAAUAUCUAUUACAGUCAUUGACAGCAACGAUAAUGUUCCAGCUUUUGAGAAAACAUUGUAUAGAGUCUCUGUUGCUGAAAAUGCAGCAGAAGGUGCAUUGAUAGUACAAACAAAAGCGACAGACAUGGACGAUGGUCAAAACGGAGAAAUAGAAUAUUUGUUUGGAGCUCAUACACCAGAUACAAUUUUGUCUUUAUUUAGUAUUGACAAUAUAUCGGGAACAAUAUCUUUAAAAGCAAAACUAGAUUUCGAAUCAACUGCAAAUUAUGAAAUAGACAUAACUGCGAAAGAUAAAGGUAUUCCGAGAAUGGAGGGACAUUGUACUGUACACGUUGACGUUUUAGAUGUUAACGACAAUGCUCCAGAAAUAAUAUUCACCUCUCAUCCAAAGCCUGUGCGUGAAGACUCGAUUAGUGGCACCGUAGUAGCUUUGCUCAGUGCCCGAGAUCUUGACUCCGGUAAUAACGGCAAAGUGAUGUUACAUCUUCCUAAGAAAUCCCCAUUUGCCCUAAAACCCUCGUUUUCUCAUAAUUACGCACUAGUUACCAGUGGUGUUUUGGAUCGAGAAAAUGUUUCUGUAUAUAAUAUUGAGAUAACAGCCACUGAUUCAGGCUCUCCUCCUCUGUCCAGUAAGAAAAUUAUACCUGUCAGCAUCACUGAUGUAAAUGAUAACCCUCCUGUAUUCACUCAGCCCUCCUAUAAUGUGUAUUUAAAAGAGAAUGGGGUACCAGGCUCUAUACUGUACUCAGUAUCAGCAUCUGACCUGGAUUUUGGUGAAAACGCUAAAAUAUCUUACUCUAUACUGGACUCUAAAGUGCAGGACGUUUCUGUCUCAUCUUAUGUUUACAUUAACUCAGAUAACGGCAGCAUCUACAGCAUGCACUCGUUUGACUAUGAGAAACUGAAGGUGUUUCAGAUUCAGGUUCAGGCAAAGGACCAGGGCUCUCCGUCUCUCAGCAGCAACGCUACUGUCCAUGUUUUUAUCCUGGACCAGAACGACAAUGCCCCCGCUGUCAUUUACCCCUCCUCCGCUGCCCUGGGCUCCCUCUCUCAUCAGAGGAUGCCCCGCUCUGCUAAACCGGGUCACCUGGUUACUAAGGUGACGGCCGUGGACGCUGAUUCGGGCCAUAACGCCUGGAUCUCCUACAAACUGGCGGAGGCCACAGACGCCUCUCUGUUCACAGUUAAUCAGUACACAGGAGAGGUGAGGACUAAACGCCCUGUAUCCGAGCAGGACGACUCCUCUCAGAGGCUGCUUAUAGAGGUCAAGGACGACGGGGAACCGGUUCAGUCUGCCACAGUCACGGUGUCCAUCCUGCUGGAGGACGGCCUCCAUGAGCCCGUCUUGGACCUCCGACAGAAAACGAUGGAGCCGAGUAAGAAAACCGGGAGAAUCACCCUUUAUUUGAUUCUCUCUCUGGCCUCGGUGUCCGUGCUGUCUCUGGUGACUUUUCUCAUUUUAACGGUUAAAUGCAUCAGGAGCAGCAGAAGCAGCGGUAGUUGCUGCAUGAGACGGAGCGACUGUGAUGAUUACAAGAACCCCAACAGAAACCUGCAGAUUCAGCUCAACACUGAUGGGCCUAUAAAGUACGUGGAGGUCCUGGGAGGAGACAUGUUGUCUCAGAGUCAGUCCUUCAGGUCCUGUAUGUCUCCAAUGUCAGAGUACAGUGAUUUCACUUUGAUUAAACCCAGCAGCACCACUGACUUUAAGGAGGUGAUCAGUGUUCUUGAUGCUUCUUUACCUGACAGCACCUGGACCUUUGAGAGCCAGCAGGUGAGCAGAAAACAUCAAUUGUUCCUAGUUAUUCAGAAAAAAACAACGUGGUUAUGUCUUUAA
Scomber japonicus (chub mackerel) is the source of this 2616-nucleotide messenger RNA. Its product is annotated as protocadherin gamma-C5-like. The coding region runs from base 100 to 2616 and encodes 838 amino acids. Gene Ontology annotation, biological process: homophilic cell-cell adhesion. The record is from RefSeq and is a predicted model, not a curated record. NCBI's taxonomy places the organism in Eukaryota, Metazoa, Chordata, Actinopteri, Scombriformes, Scombridae. Gene Ontology annotation, cellular component: plasma membrane. Gene Ontology annotation, molecular function: calcium ion binding. The transcript has a single exon.